GAGCGUGCUGUCGGACAUUUAAUGACUGCGCACACACUUCAUUCAGCAAACACCGGUGAAAUACAAACUUUUGUAGAGCGUGAGUAAAGCAUGCCUACCUGUGCGCGUUUGUCAUUCAUCUAUAGAAGAGGAAGCGGAGAUUCCAGUGAAAAUGAAUGCUCUAACAUCUGGUUGUUUGGUGUUACUGACCUUCAUAACAAACUUUUAUUGUAACACAGCAAAGGCAAAUCCUUUUGUGUUUGAGAAGACCCAGAUCACAGCUGAAGAAGGCUCCUGUGUUGAAAUCAAAUUCGUUCCUCAAGUUGAGAUUCUGAUUCAGAAUCAGAAUGAAGGAACAUCAGAAGACAUCAAAGAAGGAGACAGCAUCACUCUUGAGUGCAAACUGAAGAAAAGCAACCCAAAACCUGACAGCUUUUUCUGGAAGAAAGAUGGAAAACACCUUAAGAAUGUUCAGACUUAUAAAUUGAUUAGGAUCAAACCAGAGGACAGAGGAAACCACACAUGUGGAGCCAGAAACCUGAUUGGUUCUGGAACGUCAAAGUCCAUUUAUCUAAAUGACUUUCUCAGCAGACAAGCCAAUGACAAAGCAACAAGGACACAUGGACGAUGAUUACCUCAACUACCCUUCAACUCACUUUAAAAAUAAGCCAAAGUGUCUGAAGUCUAAGAUACCAGAGGAGGACGUUGUGUGUAGAAAAGUCCGUAAAGCCAAGCCUCCCAAUAAGGAACAGAAGGAGCAGAUGGAUUAUGGAAACAUUGGUGAUGUUCAUGGAGCCAAACCUCAGAAUGUUUUUAACUCUGACUGUGACACCAGUGAAGAUGCUGUGGAAGUCAAAUACUCACAGGUGAACUUUAAACCAAAGCCUGGACACCAGAGAACCAAGAACAACUCCAGCAACUCUCAGGAAGAAACUCACUAUUCUCAGAUCAAAUAUAACACCUGAGGAGUAUUUUUGCAGGCAGAGACAAGAGGCUUUACCAGAACUGUUGCUAUGAUCACAGAAAGUCAUUGAAAUGAUGCAUUAUGGAGAAGACGCGUCACCGUCCACAGCACCUCCAUCCAGGUCUACAGCCCUGUCACCAGCCACUUCAGCUUCUACACUUCCCUCUUAUGUGAAAUGUGAUGUAGGUUUUCCUAGUGGGAUCUAUUGAGCACUGAUUGGGACACUUGUCCAAAGCUUAGUCCCUGAUUGAUUGAAGCGACGCAGAGACCUCGCCAAUGUUCAGAUAUUUGAAUUGAAACGGCAAUGAAACGACUGUGAGACACAGAGGAGAGGCAGUUUUCAAUUUUUUGAUAUUUUGUUUUCGUUUGUAAAUAACGAUGUAGAAGAAGUGCCCCCAUGAAUUCUGCUUGUAAAUUCCUUUGAUAAAAUACCUACCCUCAAAAUGUGAUAUGAAAAUUUUGAAUAGAGGAAGUUAAAACUGUUCAUACGCAGCAAAGAAAAAAAAAGCAACACUUAAGACUGCAGAAAUUAAACAGAGUGGUUUGCUUUCAACUGCUGUUCUGUACUUGGGUGUGAAUUUAAAUAAUGCACUUUAAGAUAAGAACAAACUGCUCCUUUAGCUGAUACCAUACCUAUAUAUAUAUAUAUAUAUGUUGGCAUAAAUAGGGGUGUGUGCUUCUCUUUUUGGCCUUUUUUUGAGCCAGAUUUUUAACCUGAAAACUUGAGAUAACUUUGUUGGCCUUAAUCUGCUACAUUUCUGUUAAUAAACUGAAUAAGUCCUA
Messenger RNA from Oryzias melastigma (Indian medaka), 1726 nucleotides. Its product is annotated as B-cell receptor CD22. Lineage: Eukaryota; Metazoa; Chordata; Actinopteri; Beloniformes; Adrianichthyidae. The record is from RefSeq and is a predicted model, not a curated record.